Messenger RNA from Aspergillus saccharolyticus JOP 1030-1, 1107 nucleotides. Its product is annotated as ZIP zinc/iron transport family. The record is from RefSeq and is a predicted model, not a curated record. Gene Ontology annotation, biological process: zinc ion import across plasma membrane. Gene Ontology annotation, cellular component: plasma membrane. Gene Ontology annotation, molecular function: high-affinity zinc transmembrane transporter activity. NCBI's taxonomy places the organism in Eukaryota, Fungi, Ascomycota, Eurotiomycetes, Eurotiales, Aspergillaceae. Bases 1 to 1107 code for a protein of 368 amino acids. The transcript is spliced from 2 exons.
AUGUCCACUUUCAAUGCCUCCGACGUGAAUCUCCACACGGCCAGCAAGGAAGACGUGCUGUGCUACUAUGCCAUCUCCGACAACGCAUACAACGGCCACCUGGGGGCCCGCAUCUCCUCCAUCUUUGUCAUUCUGUUUGUAUCCACUGCCUUCACCUUCUUCCCGGUCGUCUCCAAGGGUCUCCCCAGCUGGAAGAUUCCCCACAGCGUCUACAUCUUCGCCCGCUACUUCGGCACGGGGGUCAUCCUGGCGACCGCGUUCAUCCACCUCCUGGACCCGGCCUACAAGCGCAUCGGCCCGAAGACCUGCGUCGGGGUCAGCGGGCGGUGGGGCGACUACUCCUGGUGCGCCGCCAUCGUGCUGACCGCGGUGGUGCUCAUCUUCCUCCUCGACCUGGCCGCGGAGGUCUACGUGGAGCACAACUACGGGAUCGAGCGCGACGAGACGGCGACCCAGGCCUUUAUUAAGCCAGAGCCCUGCGCCUCGCUGCACCACCCCCAGGAGGACCUCGAAGACCGUCGUCGCCCUCUCCCACCACCAUCCUCCCCAAAGGGCCCCAUCACCACCCCCUCCUCCACCGAGCUGGACACGGACUGCGCAUCGGCGAGCGAGGCGGCCGAACGAUCGGUGCGCCAACAGCUCGCCGCCUUCCUGAUCCUCGAGUUCGGCAUCAUCUUCCACUCGGUCAUCAUCGGGCUGAACCUGGGGGUCACCGGGUCGGAAUUCGCCACCUUGUACCCGGUGCUCGUCUUCCACCAGUCCUUCGAGGGGCUGGGGAUUGGCGCGCGGCUCUCGGCCAUCCCCUUCGCGCCGCGCGCCCGGUUGCCCUACCUCCUGUGUCUGGCGUACGGGCUGACGACCCCGAUCGCCAUCGCGAUUGGGCUGGGGCUGCGCACGACCUACAACCCCAACUCCAAGGAGUCGUUGAUUAUCCAGGGGGUGUUCAAUGCCGUCUCCGCGGGGAUUCUGAUCUACAGUGCGCUGGUGGAGUUGCUGGCGCGGGAUUUCCUGUUUGAUCCGUCUCGCACGCGGCGACGGUCGCAGUUGGCGUAUAUGGUGUUUUAUUCACCAGUCUUACAUCUGGAGUACUUGAAAACACACGCAUAA